Messenger RNA from Cinclus cinclus, 1671 nucleotides. RefSeq names its product high mobility group box 1 (gene HMGB1). Bases 154 to 801 code for a protein of 215 amino acids. NCBI's taxonomy places the organism in Eukaryota, Metazoa, Chordata, Aves, Passeriformes, Cinclidae. The transcript is spliced from 5 exons. Gene Ontology annotation, cellular component: nucleus. The record is from RefSeq and is a predicted model, not a curated record. Gene Ontology annotation, biological process: regulation of transcription by RNA polymerase II. Gene Ontology annotation, molecular function: DNA binding, bending.
UAUCGAUCCCGCGCUCAGCCAUUGCGGUGCACCGGGCUGCACAGCGACCCAGCCAGCGCUGGGGCCGGGCGGGCGGCCGCGGGAGCGUCUCUGGGGCUCGGGGCCGAGCGAGGGCUGCGUGCCGACUCUGUCUGACACGGAAAAUCAGCAAAAAUGGGCAAAGGUGAUCCUAAGAAGCCGAGAGGUAAAAUGUCUUCAUACGCCUUCUUUGUGCAAACCUGUCGGGAGGAGCACAAGAAGAAACAUCCAGAUGCGUCAGUGAACUUCUCAGAGUUCUCAAAAAAAUGCUCAGAACGAUGGAAGACUAUGUCCUCUAAGGAGAAAGGGAAGUUUGAAGAUAUGGCAAAGGCUGACAAGCUUCGUUAUGAAAAAGAAAUGAAAAACUAUGUACCACCCAAGGGGGAGACAAAAAAGAAGUUCAAGGAUCCAAAUGCACCUAAGAGGCCUCCUUCGGCUUUUUUCUUGUUUUGCUCCGAGUUUCGUCCAAAAAUCAAAGGAGAACAUCCCGGUCUGUCCAUUGGAGAUGUUGCAAAGAAACUGGGAGAGAUGUGGAACAACACCGCUGCAGAUGAUAAACAGCCUUAUGAAAAGAAGGCUGCUAAGCUGAAGGAGAAGUAUGAAAAGGAUAUUGCUGCAUACCGGGCCAAAGGGAAGGUUGAUGGAGGCAAGAAAGUAGUUGCCAAGGCUGAGAAGAGCAAGAAGAAGAAGGAAGAGGAGGAGGACGAGGAUGAAGAUGAAGAGGAUGAGGAUGAUGAAGAGGAGGAAGAAGAGGAAGAUGAAGAUGAUGAUGAUGAUGAAUAAGUCUCUUUUAGAGCAAUUUCUUUCUUGUCUAUAAAGCAUUUAACCCCCCUGUACACAACUCACUCCUUUUAAAGAAAAAAAAAUUGAAAUGUAAGGCUGUGUAAGAUUUGUUUUUAAACUGUACAGUGUCUCUUUUUUUGUAUAGUUAACACACUACCGAAUGUGUCUUUAGAUAGCCCUGUCCUUAGUGGUAUUUCAAUGGCCACUAACCUUGCCUGGUACAGUGUGGGGGUUGUAAAUUGGCAUGGGAGUUAUAAAGCAGGUUCUUGUUGGUGCACAGCACAAAUUUAGUUAUAUUUGGGGAUGUAGUUAAUUUCUCAUCUUCAGUUGUCUCUGAUGCAUCAUAAAAAUAAUCGUCGUUCUGUUAACUGAAUACCACUCUGUAAUUGCAAAAAGGAAGAAAAAAAGUUGCAGCUGUUUUGUUGACAUUCUGAAUGCUUCUGAGUAAAUACAAUUUUUUUUAUUAGUAUUGUUGUCCUUUUAAUAGGUGCCCUUGAGAGUCAUACUUUUUCUUUUUUUUUCUUUUUUUUUUUUUCUUCUUUUGAGGGGAACUCAUCUUUUGCUUUAUUGAAUGCCCGUAUGGGAUCACGGGAAUAUUACAGUUUUCAUCUUUCAUAUAACCAGCUGAUAAACAAAGCUUUGAUCUGCAUACCCUGCAUUAUCAUGAUAGGGUAAGAAAAGAAAUAUAUAGGCAUAUAAUGAAAAUACUCUUCCAUAACUGGAAACAACAAAAAUUCAAUCUCAGCAAACGGAUACUUGUUCAGAUUUUUGUGAAAUGUAAUAUUCUAUUGCGUUGCAUGAGUUUACCAGUCUUGGACAGUUGAGAAGUAUAGAGUUCAAUUUUACGGAAACUAAAUACUUUGGGGGGUG